Molecule: messenger RNA, 1383 nt
Organism: Cryptosporidium ubiquitum
Lineage: Eukaryota; Apicomplexa; Conoidasida; Eucoccidiorida; Cryptosporidiidae
Product: microtubule-associated protein
Exons: 1
Coding region: 1-1383 (460 amino acids)
Molecular function (GO): protein binding
Source: RefSeq, a predicted model, not a curated record
AUGGAUAGUCUAACAAUGGAGGAUAAAGGGGAUUUUCAGGUGGAAGUUUAUUUUUGGACAAAAAUUAAUGAUCCAAGACUCCAAGCUCCGGAGGGAUCCUUUAUGAUAGAGUCAAAAUCUGGAAGGGCAGAACUUUCGGAAUUACUUAAUGCCUUAUUGAAAACAGAAAGUCAUAUUACUUUCGAUUUCAUUAUAGAAGAGGUAUUUCUAAGAGGUACAGUUUAUGAUUAUAUGAGACAGAGUGGGAAAACUAGCGAAUCUAAACUUAAAAUAGAAUAUUUAAGAACUCUUAGUAAGCCUUCAUUAAAGGUUUUGGAUAAACAAAAGGAUUGGAUUAGAAGUAUUGCAGGAGGGAUAGAGACAGAUAAUCCCAUGGUAGUAGUGGGAUUUUAUGAUGGAAGAAUCAGAUUCUAUAAUACAGUUUCACAUGGAAAGGGCAAGAAAGUGAAAUUGGAAGAAGAGGACAAGAACAAGGAAGCAUUUGAAUUUAAUGUAAAUGAAUUAUUGCCAUCUGGAGAUUCUACUUCUAUUUUCAGAGUCCAAUCUCAACAACUAAAUGACUCUGAAUUUUCCAAAGUUUGGGCCUCAACAAUGAGUGGUUCGAUUGUAGGUUUAAACUACUCAGCUAAGACACAAGAAUGUAUUUUAAAGAAUGUUAAACUCAGAGCCAGCCUUGCCCCUAUUGAAGCUCUCUGUCCUGUAAAAGGAUGUGAUUCAAUAAUAUUAGCAGGAGAUGCAAAUGGUAAUGUAUUAGUAUUCUGUGAAAAUGACGGUAUAGAGGACGAUUCAAGUAAUAUACAAAAUAUUGGUAGUUUAAAUUGUAUUGCUAAAAUCAGGAGCCAUUCUUCCAAUGUUACAGAUAUACUUUCUAUGGGAGACCAUUUGAUUUCCUCAAGUCUAGAUGGUAACAUUAAAGUGUUGAAAGUUUCAUUAGGAGAAGCUAUUUGCGGAUGGAAUAUUAAAUUCCCAACAUUUUCUUUAUCAAGUCAAAAUCCUAUAGCAGGAAAUGUAAUUUGUACUUCUCAUGAUGAUGGUAAAGUUAGGAUUUGGGAUCUAAGAGCAGGAACAACAAAUCAAAUUGACCUUAAAAUUAAUAAGGGACUAGAUUCAUUAUCUUUUGAUAGAAAUACUCGUUUCAUCCAUAGAAGCAGACUUCUUGCUCAUAAGGAAGUUGUUCCACAAGCUGUUUGGAAUCCAUUUAGUGAAUACAUGAUAGGAUCAGUUUCACAUGAUAUGGAUUUAAAAAUUCUGGACAUAAGAUCUCCAAAUUUACCACUUCAAGCUGCAAAAACUGACUCUAAAUUACUCAGUCUCUGUUGGUUGAAUGAGCAUACCAUAUAUACAGGAGGGUCAACCGGAGAACUUAUAGUUAGCUCAUUUUAG